Messenger RNA from Pleurotus ostreatus (oyster mushroom), 624 nucleotides. RefSeq lists its product as uncharacterized. The transcript is spliced from 5 exons. NCBI's taxonomy places the organism in Eukaryota, Fungi, Basidiomycota, Agaricomycetes, Agaricales, Pleurotaceae. The record is from RefSeq and is a predicted model, not a curated record. The coding region runs from base 1 to 624 and encodes 207 amino acids.
AUGCCCGUCGCUCUGCCUGAAUUGACGCAGGACCGCCUGCAGGUUCUCAAAGUUCCUGAUGAUCCCCCGAAUCCGGCCAACGUAGCAAAAGCCUACAUCUUACUUAACCAAGCCUCCAGCCGCGCUAUUCACUACCUCGAUGGUCGGCUCAUCAGCGACGUCGAUAUUUGCAAGGUGGCGACAUAUGCCACUCAGCUCAUCACUACCAGGAUCGGUCGCCCGGAUAUUCGUGACGAAGUGGUGGCUGCCCUUCGUGACACCAUGCCAACCCUUUUACAACCUGUUCGAAAUGAUAUCACGCGCGUAAAAACAGAAUUAGCCGGUGCUCGACGGGAUAUAAGGCGAAAUGGCCGUCUCAUUGGUCUUACAUGGAAUGGUAACUCUCGGCCUACAGACACGGCCACGUUUGAGAUUGUCCCGUUUCCCAAUUUUGAGGACCCGACUACUGCUCCUCACAAUCUCCCCCCUCUGCAUUCACCGCAGGCUAUCGACGAGUUAGGGCCUCAUCACUUGCGGGCUUACGUUCGAGGUUAUCACCCCAAUCUUCAAGCACCUGGCGAUAGAAAUGAAUGCAUCAAGCUAGUUCUGACCGGGAUCGGUGCCUACGGACAUGUCCGCGAGUAG